AUGUCCGUGGAAAACUUACCAAUGAACAAUGUCAAUAGAGCAAACUUAUCAAUAAUGCUACCUGACCCUACAAGAUAUCCUCUUCAGAAUGUUAAUACUUACAACAAUAAUGUAAUUGUUCAACAAAAUAACAAUACCCAGUUUUCACUACCUCCAAUUAGAGAACUGUUAAAAUCAACAUCUCCAGUACCAACACCUCAAAAUUCAGAAACAUCUCUUCUGCCACCUCCACCUCCUUCACAACAACAACAACAACAGCAACAAAUUCUACAACCACAACCUAUAGCUUACCAAUCGCCAUUUUCAAAUCCAAUCUCACCAAUAUCGACCACACCAGAACAACAAUUGCGUACACAACCAACAAACUUGAUACCACGCUCAAACUCUUUCCAAUAUUCACAUCAACCACCACAAUUCCAACCUCAUCAUCAGCUACCUCAAUUCUACCCUCAACAACAAGUGAGUGCAGAACAUUUGUCUCCAAGCUCCUUGAAUUCAACACGAUCAUCUUCAAGUUCUCCAGUGGAUGUUGUUGUUGCUGCUGAUUCGAGCAAAGAAAAAUCCAAUAUGAGAAAGAAGAGACAAAACUUACCAAGACAAACUACUGUAAUACUGCUGAGUUGGUUAAGUGAACAUUUAGAUAGACCUUAUCCAAACUCAAGAGAAAAAUAUGAAUUAUUGAUGAAGACAAGAUUAACAAUUCAGCAAUUGGAUAACUGGUUUAUCAAUGCAAGAAGAAGAAAAAUUAAUGUUUUGAGGAAAUUAAAAGAAAAUGAUCAAAAUAUUGCUUUAACUUUUUAA
Hansenula anomala is the source of this 801-nucleotide messenger RNA. RefSeq names its product homeobox domain-containing protein. Gene Ontology annotation, molecular function: DNA-binding transcription factor activity, RNA polymerase II-specific; RNA polymerase II cis-regulatory region sequence-specific DNA binding. The coding region runs from base 1 to 801 and encodes 266 amino acids. The transcript has a single exon. NCBI's taxonomy places the organism in Eukaryota, Fungi, Ascomycota, Saccharomycetes, Phaffomycetales, Wickerhamomycetaceae. The record is from RefSeq and is a predicted model, not a curated record. Gene Ontology annotation, biological process: regulation of transcription by RNA polymerase II.